AUGUCACCAAGGAUCCAUCUAAUUCGGCAUGCACAGGGCUACCAUAAUCUCGGCCCCGAAUAUUGGAACCUUGCUGAUCCUCUGUUAACAGACGAGGGCAAACGACAAUGUUUGGAGUUAAGUAAUAGCCUUACUCCCAAAUCUACAAUCGAUUUGGUAUGUGUUUCGCCAAUGCGCCGUGCGAUUUAUACGGGCCUGGAAGCAUUUGCUUCGAUUCUAGACCGGGAAGGGAGCAAAUUGAUCGCCCUUCCGGAUCUCCAAGAACUUAGCAACUUUGCCUGCGAUGUGGGAACGGAUCUUGUUGAUUUGCAGAAGGAGGUCGACGAGGCGAACUUGCCAGUGGACUUGAGCUUUGUGGAAGAGGGUUGGACUAAAAAAACCGGGCGGUAUGAACCAACAAGGGAAAAGAUUCAGGCCCGUGCCCGAGAUACCAGGCGUUGGUUGAAGGCACGACCAGAGGAAGAGAUUGCAGUCGUUAGCCAUGGCGGUUUCUUACAUUUUCUGACAGAGGAUUGGGAAGAUGGAUGCAAAUAUGAAGUAUCUGGACUGACUCAAUGUGAUAAAGCGACCGCUUGGGCCAAUGUCGAAUUCCGAACAUAUGAAUUUGUCGCAGGCGACGGCAACGCCCCGAGCGCCGAACAACUAGAUGAGGCCCCCAUGCGAGAGACAGCGGAUUCUCGUCACCGGCGAGGGAAAACCAACCCUCCACCUACAUGCGAGUCUCAGAAAAUGAUAUGCGAGCAGACGUUGCUGGGUUGGGCGGAACAAGGGUAUCCGAUCGGCAUAUAG
Molecule: messenger RNA, 789 nt
Organism: Penicillium coprophilum
Lineage: Eukaryota; Fungi; Ascomycota; Eurotiomycetes; Eurotiales; Aspergillaceae
Product: histidine phosphatase family protein
Exons: 4
Coding region: 1-789 (262 amino acids)
Cellular component (GO): cytoplasm
Molecular function (GO): phosphatase activity
Source: RefSeq, a predicted model, not a curated record